UCCAACUCCAAAUUCCCAUGAUACAACUCAAUCUAGAACUCAAGAUUCAUCAUGAAUAAUACCAUAGUCAAUAUCAAUCAGGAUACAACUCAGUCUGUAUUCUCAGGUAAAGUUAUUCAAGCAUUAUCAGAGGAUAAGCCUGGACAUGUUCCAUACAGAGAGAGUAAAUUAACAAGACUUCUGCAGGAUUCACUCGGAGGGAACGCGCGAACCAUGAUGAUAGCGUGCUUGUCUCCCGCUGAAACUAAUUUUGAAGAAACUAUUUCAACUCUUAAAUACGCGCACACGACUAAAUCAGUUCAUAACAGGUAG
Molecule: messenger RNA, 312 nt
Organism: Eurytemora carolleeae
Lineage: Eukaryota; Metazoa; Arthropoda; Copepoda; Calanoida; Temoridae
Product: osmotic avoidance abnormal protein 3
Exons: 3
Coding region: 52-312 (86 amino acids)
Biological process (GO): microtubule-based movement; mitotic spindle organization
Molecular function (GO): ATP binding; microtubule motor activity; microtubule binding
Source: RefSeq, a predicted model, not a curated record